This is a messenger RNA of Eptesicus fuscus (big brown bat), 471 nucleotides long. RefSeq names its product galectin-10-like. The transcript is spliced from 5 exons. Bases 1 to 471 code for a protein of 156 amino acids. Gene Ontology annotation, molecular function: carbohydrate binding. NCBI's taxonomy places the organism in Eukaryota, Metazoa, Chordata, Mammalia, Chiroptera, Vespertilionidae. The record is from RefSeq and is a predicted model, not a curated record.
AUGGCAGCACUACAGGUCCCAUAUACAAAAUCUGUAUGCUUGCCUGUUGGUUCUUUCGUGAAAAUCAAAGGGACACCUGCCAUGUCUUUCAGCAUGAACCCAGAACUGCAGGUGGACUUCCACACUGAAGCGAACACAAACAUCGCCUUCCAUUUCCGCGUGUACUUUGACAAGUGUGUGGUGAUGAACAGCCGUCAGGGUGGGAAAUGGGGUGAAGAAGUGAAAUCCUCUGUUAUGCCCUUUAAGGAUGGCCAACCCUUUGAACUUGGCAUCUUGGUGCUGACAAAGGAGUACCAGGUAAUAGUAAAUGGCAGCCCAUGUUACACCUUUCCCCAUCGAUUUGACCCAAAAUCUGUGAAGAUGAUCCAGGUGUGGAGAGAUGUGUCCCUGACCUCAGUGAAUGUCAGUCAGAGAGACGGCCAUAAUCAAGUGGAAAAGACUACACCAGGGCAUGGGUAUGUUGCCUUGUGA